ACUUUUAAAUUUUACCGUUUGUUUAUGUUUGUGUUAGUUUGUAAAAUCAUACCGUUUGUUAAUAUGAUUACUGUUGAGAUGGAAUUUACGCCGCGCGAUCGUGCGGCUUACAUGAUGUGUUGAAUUCAGCUGACUAGUUAAUGCCACGGUAUUGUUGUGCUUGGUUUGGAUAUUGAUAUAGUUUCUCUCAUCUCAUGUUUUUUAUAAUUUUUUUUUUCCUGAAUACUAUUUGGUAACUCAUUUCGUAUCCAUAAACUUUUCAAUCAAUUAUUAUUUUUCAUUUGAGAGUGGAUGAAUGAAUUGUAGGAUAUUUAAGAUAAUCAUAAACUUUAAAUAAGAAACUAAUACAUGCAUCAUGCUAAAAGAAGAAAGGAAGAAAAAAACUGAUACAUCCUCUUUAUGGAAUGUAAACAUUAUUCUCCUUAUGAUAACCACACAGCAUUCUAAAAAAAUUAAAACAAGCGAAAUCGCAUUAUUGUGAACGAAAAGACAGUAUGACCAUCAACUCAAAUUUCACUUAUCGUCAUCCUUAAGGACCUCAUUCAGAUUGAAACUCACCACAGUUGAAGGAGGCUUUAGUCCCUUCCAUGAACGGUUGUGAUGCUUCUUCAUGUGGCCACAUAUAGCCCUUAACCUGUCGUAUGUUAGUAUUGCUAGUUGGUUACUAUAAAGUGGAUGCUGCUAGGUACGGAAAGAAAGUAAGCUCAACCGUUACUUUUGAGGAUAAAUUAGCUUAUUUCCGAAUAAAAGAGCUCAAGGAUGUCCUCACUCAAUUAGGUCUUUCAAAGCAAGGGAAGAAGCAGGAUCUUGUUGAUCGGAUUUUAGCCAUCCUCUCUGAUGAACAAGGACACAGCAAAAUGUGGCCCAAGAGAAAUGCUGUUGAUAAGGAACGAGUGGCAAAACUAGUGGAUGACACAUACAGAAAAAUGCAGGUAUCUGGGGCUACUGAUUUAGCAUCAAAGGCACCAGGCGUGUCAGAUAGUAGUAAUGUGAAAGUUAAAGGGGAAAUUGACGAACACUUCCAACCAGAGACAAAGGUUCGAUGUCUUUGUGGGAAUUCAUUGGAUAUAGAGUCAAUAAUUAAGUGUGAGGAUUCUAGGUGCAACGUGUGGCAACAUAUCGGUUGUGUUAUAAUUCCAGAAAAACCUAUGGAAGGCAGCCCCCCAGUCCCCGACAAAUUUUAUUGUGAAAUCUGUCGACUCAGUCGAGCUGACCCAUUUUGGGUUACGAUGGCACAUCCUUUAUAUCCUGUGAAGUUGAUUACAACUAGUAUUCCAACUGAUGGUACGAACCCUGUGCAAGGUAUGGAGAAAACAUUUCAACUCACAAGGGCGGACAAGGACUUACUGUCGAAACAAGAAUAUGAUGUUCAGGCCUGGUGUAUGCUCCUGAAUGACAAAGUUCCAUUUAGGAUGCAGUGGCCACAGUAUGCAGAUCUGCAGGUUAAUGGUAUGCCUGUUCGUACGAUUAAUAGACCUGGCUCCCAACUGCUUGGGGCUAGUGGUCGUGAUGAUGGUCCAAUUAUCACACCAUAUACGAAAGACGGAAUUAAUAAGAUUUGCUUAACAGGAUGUGAUGCUCGCAUUUUCUGCGUAGGUGUUCGAAUUGUAAAGCGCCGCAGUGUUCAGCAGAUCCUCAACUUAAUUCCCAAAGAGUCUGAUGGUGAGCGUCUCGAAGACGCUCUUUCUCGUGUUUGUCGUUGUAUCGGUGGUGGAACUGCUACAGAUAAUGCUGAUAGUGACAGUGAUAUAGAAGUUGUUGCAGAUUAUUUUGGCGUCAAUCUACGUUGUCCUAUGAGUGGUUCAAGAAUGAAGGUCGCAGGAAGAUUCAAACCUUGUGUUCACAUGGGUUGUUUUGAUCUUGAGGUUUUUGUGGAAUUAAAUCAACGUUCUAGAAAGUGGCAAUGCCCCAUUUGUCUCAAGAACUAUGCAUUGGAGAAUAUCAUUAUUGACCCUUAUUUCAAUCGUGUUGCAUCUCUGAUGAGGGGUUGUGGAGAAGAUGCAACGGAAAUUGAGGUGAAGCCUGAUGGUUCUUGGCGUGUAAAGACUAAAAAUGAAACUGAGCGGAGGGAUCUGGGGGAUCUUGCACGGUGGCAUUCUCCUGAUGGUACUCUUUGUGUUUCUGAUAUGGAAGUUAUAUCAAAAAUGGAAGGGAUGAAGCAGAUUAAACGGGAAGGUAUUUCAGAAGGUCAUACUGGUUUGAAACUCGGAAUAAGGAAGAAUUGUAAUGGCUUAUGGGAAGUCAGCAAACCUGAAGAUGUGAAUACGUCUUCUGAUAAUAGAUUACAAGAGAGAUUUGGAAACCAUGAACAGAAAGUUAUUCCAAUGAGCAGCAGUGCCACAGGAAGUGAAGAUCCAAGUGUAAAUCAGGAUCCUGAAGUGAAUUUUGACAUCUCUAACAACAAUGUGAUUGAGAUGGAUUCCAUGUCUCUGAAUGUUGAUUCAGCAUUUGGAUUCGGGCGAAACUCCCCUGCAAAAGUUAUUGUUCUCAGUGACUCGGAGGGAGAGGAUGACAUUUUAGCAUCUUCUGAAACCAUCUAUAAGAAGAACCGAACUGAUGCUGGUGGGAUGACUUUUCCUGGAAUUUCUGAAACAUAUCCAGAAGAUCCUCUUGGAACUGGUGGAUGUAUGAGUCUUUUUAAUGCCAAUGAUGAUGAAUUUGGGAUGCCGCCCCUCUGGCCAUUACAGCCUGGAACUCAUGCAGGACCAGGUUUUCAGCUAUUUAGUUCUGAGGAUGUGCCAGAUAGCCUAGUCAAUUUACACCAUGGUUCUAUGAAUUGUUCCACCUCUAUGAAUGGCUAUACAUUGACUCCAGAGACUGCGAUGGGACCUUCUAACCUAGUCCCAGAUUCUUCGGUUGGUCGUGCUGAUACUGACAUUAAUGAUGGUUUAGUCGAUAAUCCCUUUGCGUUUGCUGCGGAUGAUCCCUCGCUGCAAAUAUUUCUUCCCACAAGGCCUUCAGCUGCAUCAGUAGAGACUGAUAUGAGAGAUCAGGCUGAUGUAUCAAAUGGUGUUCGUACUGAGGAUUGGAUUUCUCUUAGGCUUGGGGGUGGUGCCAGUGGCAGUAAUGGCGAGUCUGCAGCUCCAAAUGGAUUGAAUUCGAGACAGCAAAUUCCACCUGGAGAUGGUGCCUUGGAUUCUUUGGCUGAUACUGCUUCUUUGCUUCUUGGUAUGAAUGAUGUUAAAUCUGACAAGUCUAGUAGACAAAGAUCAGAAGAUAGCCCUUUCUCGUUUCCUCGCCAAAAACGUUCUAAGCCGCGGUUUUAUCUUUCUAUUGACUCCGACUCUGAAUAGAGAAACUGGACCUUUUUAAUAGAUUGAAUUUUUUCUAGGCUUAGAAAACAUAUCUUACAGUGAUCUUAUGAUCCGCAUAAACUCAAGUUCUGUAUUAGUAGUCAAACAAAGUUGAGACAUUUUGGUGCACAUGGAAUGGAAUGGAAGUUUUGAAUUUGGUACAAGGCAUCUACGGCAAACAACACAAGAAAACUGUUAUUACCUAUUGAAAAAUCUCUCCUGGCACCUGCAGAUUUGUUUUCUGAAGUUGGUUUAUUUCGUGCAUUUCUGCUAAAUUCUCAUUGAAGAUCUGCAGGUCCAGUGCUGGUAAAUUGUAUAGCAGAUUGUCAUUUUAUUUUGAACAGUAGGAAUUAAAUCCUUUGGUUUAAAACCUUUGGAUGUAGAAGGGGGAAACCCCUUAAGAAUACAUAUAUCUGUCAUCUUGUCUCUGUUUUAUGAUGAGAGCAAAUAGGCUGUAAAUGUUCAUUCAGAUUCAGUUAUUUAUAGAAAUAAGAAAUCAUCAGAUGGGUGUUCCACGGAG
Molecule: messenger RNA, 3813 nt
Organism: Quercus lobata
Lineage: Eukaryota; Viridiplantae; Streptophyta; Magnoliopsida; Fagales; Fagaceae
Gene: SIZ1
Product: DNA-binding protein with MIZ/SP-RING zinc finger, PHD-finger and SAP domain-containing protein
Exons: 17
Coding region: 642-3293 (883 amino acids)
Biological process (GO): protein sumoylation
Cellular component (GO): chromatin
Molecular function (GO): SUMO ligase activity; zinc ion binding
Source: RefSeq, a predicted model, not a curated record